UGUAUGUGCUCAAGCACCGUGUCAACGACGAGGAACUAUUGAACCGAGGACCAUGGAGUUGAAGACAACUCAUCUACACGGUGGUUACUGGUUACAGGUGCCCGCUGCUUCACCAUUUUACCAGCGAAACAGUAUGACAAGGGCGCGCCGAGACCUGGCGGGAAUUACCGGAAUGUCUGAGGGACAUUGUUUAGUCAUGUGCCUAAACCACCGUAUUGUCUAUUAGCGGAGACCGGAGUGGUUUCGAGAGGAGGAGGGGUAAGGGCAGACAGGUAGGAGUCUAUUGCUUCAGUAGUUGUUUCGUUUUUACUUCUUGUUACCUGGUAAAUAACCAACCACCAUGGAUAACCAUAAGGAGAAUAAGAUGAGGAAACAGUCCAUGAAAACCAAAUCUACAAAACGCAAAGAGAAGAAAUACAAAGCCGGGAAGCUUUUCAGGAGGAAAUCGUUGAAGUCCGUUGGGAAUUUUAUGAGCAGGAUACUGAAAACUUUGGGAACUUUGGCACACUUUGGCGACGUCGAGCCACAUGACGGUGAGGAUGAUGAUGGCGGGUUCAGAGACAGCGCCGCGUGCACGUUGAGUGCCAACUCAGGGAAUUUUAAUAAAGAUGAACUUCAAGUCUCGAGGGAGAUUAAGGUGAAGAAGAGCGCCUCAACGUUGUCUUCUCAUGGAUCUAUAAAAGACAGGCUGUCGUGGUGCUAUGGCGACAAAACUCCAGGUGUCCUUGGGUUGAAGAAUCAUGGAAACACUUGUUUCAUGAAUGCGGUGGUUCAGUGCCUCAGUAAUACGGACCUGCUGGCGGAGUACCUUGGUUUGGAACAAUACAAGUCUGAUUUGUGUCAGGGGAGAGUAAACGGAAUUGUAAAAAACGAGGACGCUCAACUUGCCAGGGGUGAGGUGACCACACAGUUGGCAUCCUUGGUGCGGGCGCUUUGGACCCUUGAAUAUACCCCUCAACUGUCCGUGGAAUUCAAGAGUAUUGUGUCCAAGUACGGCUCUCAGUUCAGAGGGAACUCUCAGCACGAUGCCCUGGAGUUCCUGCUCUGGCUCCUGGACCGGGUCCAUGAGGAUGCCAACCCCACCACCAACAACAACCACAGCAGCAGCAAGACCAAAGCCAACGGAAAGGGCCCGCUGGGUGGAGCGGAGGAGAGCCCUGUCUCCGGCCCAGCAGCAGCACACCAGCCUGGGACGCGGCACAGCUUCGUCCAGGACCACUUUCAGGCACAGUACAGGUACGAGGCAUAG
Molecule: messenger RNA, 1249 nt
Organism: Salvelinus namaycush (lake trout)
Lineage: Eukaryota; Metazoa; Chordata; Actinopteri; Salmoniformes; Salmonidae
Product: ubiquitin carboxyl-terminal hydrolase 43-like
Exons: 3
Coding region: 341-1249 (302 amino acids)
Biological process (GO): protein deubiquitination
Molecular function (GO): cysteine-type deubiquitinase activity
Source: RefSeq, a predicted model, not a curated record